This is a messenger RNA of Sycon ciliatum, 3127 nucleotides long. RefSeq lists its product as uncharacterized. Bases 485 to 2356 code for a protein of 623 amino acids. Gene Ontology annotation, cellular component: actin filament bundle; actin filament; cytoplasm. Gene Ontology annotation, biological process: actin filament bundle assembly; actin filament network formation. The record is from RefSeq and is a predicted model, not a curated record. The transcript has 19 exons. Lineage: Eukaryota; Metazoa; Porifera; Calcarea; Leucosolenida; Sycettidae. Gene Ontology annotation, molecular function: actin filament binding.
AGUAAAGACUGCCCAUGUAACCCGGAUUUGUGUUGGCAACAAGUCUUGCAGUCUUGAUCGAUUGAUGCCAGCACUCUGAGUCUGGCCUUGUCCUAUGCCUGUGUACGUGUGUCGUCCAGGCUGUCACUCUCGUCUUUCAUUCGUCUUUUCCAUAAAAGUUACUUAUUGUUUGAGCAGUUUCUAGUCAGCAGUUUGACCCAGGUGGUUGGUGGGACAUCAGACUAGCCUGCACGUGCACAGCGAUGCUUGUGGACGCCGGUGUUGCAGUUCGAGCGUCCAAGAACAAUUGUUAUUGUUUCCAACACUCCAAUUUGCAGCUAGCAGUGUUCGAGUCCAGUACACUGAGUGUGUGGUGCUGCGCAGUCGGUGAUCAGGUGAUGUUCGCUGUGCUAGGGGGGCCAAAGAAGAUUCAUACUAGUCGUAGUACUGUAGUCUGUAGUCAUAGCUCUGCUUGAAGUAGCUCGUUAGUACCGUAGUUGAGAUCAUGGCUGAUGACUCGACAGUCCAAUGCGUCGCUUCUUGUAACGUGCUCUCCCGGAGUGGUAGCGGCGGAAAGCAUUCAUACUCGGCCGCUGAGCUAUAUUCAUUUGUGGAACAUGUGAAUCGCUUGCUGUCUUCAACGGAUGUUCCGAAUGUUCCCAUUGCUGAAGCGAAGGAUCUGUUUGACAUACAGCAGGACGGUGCAUUGUUCUGUUAUCUUCUCAAUCAUGUCAAGACCAAUGCGGUGAAUUUAUCGCAGUUGAAACGACCGGCAACUUCAAAGCUAGCUGCUAUCGGUAACCAAAACCUUGUCAUCAACGGAGCGAGAACGAUAGGCUGCAAGAUCGAGAACAUUAGUGCGGAGGAUUUGUAUGACAAGAGAGAAUACCUUGUACUGGCUGUGCUUUGGCAGAUUGUGAAAGCCAGUCUUUUCCAGCGAGUAACAGUCAAACACCACCCGGAGCUGAUUCGACUGGCGGCACCCAAUGAGGAUCUGUCCGAGUUUCUCCGGCUACCAGCUGAGGGUAUAUUGUUACGCUGGAUCAACUAUCACUUACGUAAUGCUGGAUUAGUAAGGGAAGCACAGAACUUCUCAAGUGAUGUAGCAGAUGGCCACGUGUACAUUCACCUUCUGAAUCAACUUCUGGGACAGCAAUGUCCAUUGACAUUGCUAGAAGACUUGGAUGCCCUUCCCCGUGCACACAACAUUGUGCGAAUAGCAACAGCUCAGUUGAAUUGCAAAGGUCUUCUUUCACCACAGGACAUUGUACAGGGAGUGAAAACAGUCAAUAUGGCAUUUGUAGCAUUUGUGUUCAACACGCGGCCGGGUCUCCAGCUGCCCAGUGACUCUGCUAUGAGACGUCUGAGCAUGGAUAGGGACCAGCUUGAACAGAGAGUGCACAUGUUGGAUAGCCAGCUGCAGUCGGAGAGAAUGAAUAGUUCAGUGGUGGAAGAACUAAGGACUGAGUUACAGAUGAGCCGUUCCACCUGCUUACAGCAGACUAAUAAUCUUGAUGUAUUACGCAGAGAGUGUGCAGAUCUGAGACAGGCAUUGUUAACUUGCAAGACAGAAGCAAUGAGAGUAACUACGGAGCACUUACCGGCAGUACAGCGUCAAUUGUUGGGGACAGAGGAGCGCCAUAGAAGGACAGAAACACAGCUACAUGAGGCAGAGGCUGCUAUCAAACAAAUGCUUGAAGAUAACAAGGUAGUCCAGUCGCAAUUCGCACUCGUUGUUCAAGAAAGAAAUCGUUUGCGACAAGGCGGUGACAACAGCCAACGUGCUCUCCAAGAGAAAAUUGACUCUUUGCAGACGCAAUUGGAUGUGGCUGUCAAGGAGAAAGAAAAACUACAAACAGCAAUGGAAAAGACCGAAGAGAUGGUGCAACACACGCAGGCGGUGUAUGAGCUUCAAGCAGUUCAUGUGUCACACUUGAAGAUCCUGUUUGCAUGCCACCAGAAUGCCAAGUCGUUGGCAGCUGCCAUUUACAAGGAUCUGAGUAGUGAUUCACUGUCCAAGCAACCUGGAACUCGAUCAAAGUCAGGAUUGUUGAACCGAGUGUAUAAUGAUAAGCGUGGUGGUGAAGAGGUCAAGGUCUUUUAUUGCUUCCUCAAGGAGUGUUUCCUUUUCCUGUACAAGCCAAACAAGCGAUCUGAUCCAAGUGAAGUUUUACGUGUUGAUGACACUUUGCUGGAUACCACCACUAUCCCGGGACAGUACUUCCUGAUGAUCUCAUCAUUGAAUGAUGCUACACCGACGCCACUGACGUUCAGAUUUGACUCAGGAGAUGAGCUACGAACGUGGCAUUUAGCACUGGGCACGGCCUCAGAGUACUGGACUGGUGUAAAGACGUUGCGACAGCGUCGCUGUCAAUAAUUCCUUCAGUGCUCACUGCAGCGACUACCACAGUCGCCAUGGCAAGCGUGUCUGAGCUGUUGAAUGUUGCUGUCGAAUGUUGCUAUUGGAUCUAUGCACCAUGUUGUUCUGUUCAUUGCCUGGAAGACUAGGCCGAGUGCGCUCGGCAAGAUUACAGUGCACGCAUACACUUCACACAAGAUUACAGUGCACGCAUACACUUCACCCUCGUUGUGUACAUUGUUUUAGACAUACACGCACUGUCCUGUACACCUCACAUUGUUGUGGGUCUACUGUGAACCUGUUGAACUGAUCCGGUUGGCAAUUGUACAGUAACCAUGGCACCCACAUUCCUUGUUAUUAUGUUCUAUUGGCACAUUUUCAAUUAAAAUUGGUUUUGUUAACAUUGACAACAUUGCGUAGGAAGCCCGAUUUAACACCCAGUUUUAGAAAUAUAUCUUUGAGAAUGCGAUAUGAAGCCGGAUUAAAACCUAGGUAGUAGCUUUGUAGAGCAAUUUCUGUCUUGAUCUUUUUAAUUCAUUUCUUUCUAGUGAUGAUCCAUGUGCAGAAGAAUCAGUUCUAUUAUAAUUUUAUUAUCGCGACAGUGUAAGCGUAUUUCCGGUUUGAGAACUUGUACCAGACCUCCAUUUUACAGUGUACUUUAGUCUUGAAAUAAUAUUAUUGUAGUCAGCCUCCAUCUUUGGUGUGUAGUGGAGCCAUGUUGUAUCUUCCUUUACCAUGCAAUGUUCUUUGAGAAGUAACAAAAAAGGAGAAAAAAAAGAUAAAAAGGUC